Messenger RNA from Prorocentrum cordatum, 1397 nucleotides. The record is from the annotation of a GenBank genome assembly. NCBI's taxonomy places the organism in Eukaryota, Dinophyceae, Prorocentrales, Prorocentraceae.
ACAGGUGGCCGGGCAAGGACCAGCAUGACAGCGACAUCAUCAAUUGGGCCCGCCAGAAGCCCAAGCACUUCGCCAACUCGGUUGAGGCAGCUACCACAGCACACCUGCUCUAUAUGUGCGACCAGACCCAGCUGGAGAGGUUCCAGAAGGAUGCCCAGAUGCCCGCGACCUCCUCGAGCACCGCAGAGACCGACCAGACCGACGGCAUCGACGAGAUGAAAUACAUAUGCUACGUUUGCGGCCGCACAGCCACCAAGCAGGCCAUGGCGGCGCACAUGAGCAGGGGCCACCCCGACAGCGAGAACCCCCGGCGAUGGGCGACGGGUACGGCGUGUAGAUGCUGCCAGACGGAGUUCCACAUAUUCCCGAGGCCCCUGAAGCAUCUUGCGGUAGCCCACCGCUGCCGCAAGUCCUGGUGCCCAUGGCGCACCAUGACGAUGGAGAUGCUCACCGAACAGCAAAUCGCCGACAACCUCAGCGCCAUCGGUACGAUCACGGCAGCCAACAAGAAGAGUGGCCGACACGCGACCUUCAGCGAGAUACCAGCCUACAAGAUCAACAUCACGCCGUUCCCAAUCUUGGAGACGCCGCCCAUAAUCCCCAAGGUCUACGCCGCCAUCCAGCCGACGAAGCACCAACCCACAGCACCCAAGACACCCGAGCCAGCCGAGCGACAGGAAGUGGUCUUCAUCACCGACCGCCCCCGGCAACCAGGAGACUUCCAAAAGAUCAUCGCUACAAGCGCAGUAACCAGCGCGAGCGGCCUGGGCUACUGCACGGUCGACAGCAGCGACGAUUGCGAAGGGCAGACAUCAGAUCGUGACUUACAUCUCAUACGCGACCGAAACCUGAAGAGUGAGAUCGCAGCAAUAGAUGCCGAGAUGCCGAGAAGGACCUGGUACCAUUUCGACCAUGCCAAAGACCCUGUCGACCGUGCCAGCACCCGCCGCCCGAAGGCGAAGGUUUCUUUCCUUGUCACACACGCCGGGGACUCGAUCUUCUGGACGCUUCCCGAGGGUCACCACGCCACCAAGCGUACUGCAGCACCGUUCAGCACGGCCAGACACUGCGAGCUUGGCACUAUCAUGAUCAUAGCCAACUCAGCAAGCCCCAUACAGGAAACCCAGAUGAAGGAGGCAGCCGCCGAGAACUUCGACUUCGCCGCAGCCUCUCUGCCCGACGAGAUGAUCAUCGCAAGAUGUGGUUUCAGGGUGGCCAGCGCAGCGCCAACCAACGACAUGCACACCAGCUACGAUAGGUACCUCUGCCACUUACAGGAGCAGGACAUCGCCAGCGGCGACAAUAUCAGCGGCGACCAUAGCGAGGACCACCAAAGCUGCAGCCACCACAGGCACGACUACGAGACGCUAUGCCGUGAAGGGGGUCAGAGCACGCAA